CAGGGGCGUGGCUAACGUUCCUAACGGCUGCGGGGGGGCGCUGGAGGCGGAGUGGGCGGGGCCUGGGCCCGGUCAUGGCGCUGAGUCCUGACCCGGGGGAAGAUGAAUAAGGGCUGGCUGGAGCUGGAGAGCGACCCCGGGCUCUUCACACUCUUAGUAGAGGAUUUUGGUGUUAAGGGGGUGCAAGUUGAAGAAAUCUAUGAUCUACAAAGCAAAUGUCAAGGGCCAGUCUAUGGGUUCAUCUUCCUUUUCAAAUGGAUUGAAGAGCGCCGCUCCCGACGGAAAGUCUCUACUCUGGUAGAUGAGACAUCAGUGAUUGAUGAUGACAUUGUCAAUAACAUGUUCUUUGCUCAUCAGUUGAUUCCCAAUUCUUGUGCCACACAUGCAUUGCUGAGUGUCCUCUUGAACUGCAGUAGUGUGGAUCUGGGGCCUACUCUGAGCCGAAUGAAGGAGUUUACCAAAGGAUUUAGUCCAGAGAGUAAAGGUUAUGCCAUUGGAAAUGCCCCAGAACUGGCCAAGGCACAUAACAGCCAUGCUAGGCCAGAGCCCAGACAUUUACCAGAAAAACAGAAUGGGAUCAGUGCUGUGCGGACAAUGGAGGCUUUUCACUUUGUCAGUUACGUUCCUAUUAAGGGACGACUUUUUGAACUGGAUGGGCUGAAGGUUUAUCCCAUUGACCAUGGGCCCUGGGCAGAGGAUGAGGAAUGGACAGAUAAAGCCAGAAGAGUUAUCAUGGAGAGGAUUGGACUGGCUACAGCAGGUGAGCCAUAUCAUGACAUCCGCUUUAACUUAAUGGCAGUGGUGCCUGACAGGAGGGUGAAAUAUGAAUCCAAGCUGCAGAUCUUGAAGAUGAACCGGCAAACUGUAUUAGAGGCUUUGCAACAGUUAAUCAGAGUGACUCAACCAGAGUUGGUCCACACACCAAAAGCUCAAGAAUCUCAGGCUUCUGAGGAGCCCAAACCAGUCAACAGCAAGACCUCUUCCGCUGCACUGGAAAUAGGGAAAGUGCAACCGGUUGCAGAGAGCUCACAGGCAGGGGCUACAGAGGAGCCUGGAGGCCAGGAUCCACCCACCUCAAACCAGAGCCCUCCCAGCAAGUUGAAGCUGGGCAGUAAGGCACAUGUGAGCAGUAUAAAUGGGACACUGUCCAACCCGAAUCCCAUUGUGCAGAGACUUCCAGCUUUUCUGGAUAAUCACAACUAUGCCAAGUCACCCAUGCAGGAGGAAGAGGAUCUUGCAGCAGGGGUAGGCCGGAGCCGGGUUCCAGUGCGGCAACACCAGCAGUACUCUGAUGAUGAGGAUGACUAUGAUGAUGAAGAGGAAGAGGAAGUGUGCAGUACCAAUACUGCCAUGAGUUACAAAAGGAAGGGCCAGGUGAAGCAUGAGCACCUGGUGGGGAGUGCAGAUGGCCAGCUCUCCAUGCUCCAGCCCAACACAAUCAGUGUCCUCACUGAGAAGCUGAAGGAGACACAGAAGGACCUCUCUAUUCCUCUGUCUAUCAAGACCAGUGGCGGAGGCAGUGCAGUUGCAGUUGUUGCCCAUUCCCAGCCAUCUCCUACCCCCAGCAACGAGAGCACAGACACUGCUUCAGAGAUUGGGAGUGCCUUCAAUUCCCCACUCCGCUCCCCCAUCCGGUCAGCCAAUCCCACUCGCCCCUCCAGUCCUGUCACCUCCCACAUCUCGAAGGUGCUAUUUGGGGAUGAGGACAGUUUGCUGCGUGUGGACUGUAUACGCUACAAUCGAGCAGUGAGAGAUUUGGGUCCAGUUAUCAGCACAGGCUUGCUGCACCUCACGGAAGAUGGUGUUUUUGGGUCACUUACAAUCACAGAUAAUGGGAAAAGCUCCCUUUCCUCUAACAAAGUGAAUGAAGAUGUUCAGUCAGUUGUUAAGCUAGAAGAGAGAGACUUGAAUGAGCCAAAUGACAGCAAGGAGAAGGCUGGAAUUGCCCGGUCUGGUGAUACCCCUGGUGGGGAAAAGUAUUCUCCUAAAGAGCUACUGGCACUGUUGAAGUGUGUAGAGGCUGAGAUUGCCAACUAUGAAGCCUGUCUAAAGGAGGAGGUGGAGAAAAGAAAGAAGUUCAAGAUUGAUGACCAGAGACGAACGCACAAUUACGAUGAAUUCAUAUGUACCUUUAUCUCCAUGCUUGCACAAGAAGGAAUGUUGGCUAGCCUUGUAGAGCAGAACAUCUCUGUACGCAGACGGCAAGGGGUCAGCAUUGGGCGCCUCCACAAACAACGGAAGCCUGACCGGCGGAAACGUUCCCGACCUUAUAAAGCCAAGCGUCAGUAGCAUCAACAUUUGGACAGUACUCUGUGCUCUGUUUGCUACUUGGAUAAUCUGGUACACAUUUCAUGCACUUCUCUACCAACUGGGCAGUGCUCAGGUGGGGGGCUUUGCACUAAAAUUCUGUUCAAAUAAUCAGUAUUAGUGUAAUGUUACACAUGAACCCACCUACGUUCAGCUGGGUUUUAGAUGUUGCCCAUUCUGGUGUAAUUUUUUCCUCAAAGGGGAUGCCGGCAGCACAAUCACCAGAAUCACUGGAAUGGACUACUGGGUAGGCUUUUGAAUCUGCUGCUCUGACUCCUUGAUCGAUCUGUAUGUCUUGCAGUAGGCACUGGCAUUCUUCCAGGGCUCUGUCUGAAGGUUCUUUAGAAGGGAAGGAACCAAAUCACUGUUAUCCUCUAGGAGAACAUUGCAGUUGGAGUUGGGGCAGUGUUCAGUUUUCCCAAAGAGUAAGAGGUAACUAUGGAGGGAUACAGACUGCCCAUUGGCGCACUCGCAACGUCACCUGGGUGCUGCGAUGUGUGGACGCUAGGCGUCCGUUACGUCAAAAUGGCGGCGCCCAUGUGAACAAGGUGCUGCCAUUUUGUACAUGCGUAAAAGAGACGUCCCCAGGCAACCCUAGUACGUACAGCGUACGUACUUGGGUGCCCGUCUGUUCAGGGCCAAAGUAAUGUUCCUGACCACUGCUUUUGGCUGUGCAGUCCACAAGAGUAUAGAGCCAUAUCUGUUUUCUGUAUUUUUCCCCUGAGCCAUAUUAUCACUGUAAAUAGGAUUACAGGUGGCCAUCAAUCUUACUUUGGAUACCUUUUAUUGUCUAGGUUUGAGGGGAUGCUAUCCAUUUCUGAGAGUUUUCUUUGCAGCUGUUCCUCAGAGUCACUAUCAGUAUGACUAACUUUUCCUAGUGAUUUCUUUAAUUUGUUGCAGGAGUAGAGAGGACUUUCCAUUGUGGACUGUGUCUGUACUGCAUAAGGCCUUGUGGUGUGAGUGCUGCUCACAAUUUGUAGUACACCUUGUAUUGUACCUUGCAGUUGAAGUACUGCCUUCUGGUGUUUUAUAUGUGUGGAAGCCCUCUGCACAAAAUGACCAGAAUUAUGAAAUUGUUUGAGAUAAUUUUUCAGAUAUUAUUUUGGGGCAAAUAAGCUCUAGCCUCAGGUUUUCUUGAGGAAGCUGUUUGCUUUUGCUUAACCUGCUGAACAAAGCCUCCUUUUAUGAAGGUGAACAAAUCUGAGACAAACAGAAAUGGCUGUGAGGUCCAGUGAAAAUACUAGGAGUAAACUGAGUUGGCUUGCAUUUAACCACAGUUGUACUGUAUUGAUCUGUUAAACCAAAAUAAAUAUGUAUAAGGAUAGAGAGUUAUGUUAGUGGAAAGGAAUCAUGGCAUUGUUCUUUGUCUUUUGUGAUUCCUUCUUUUAUGUGUUUCAGGACAAAUGUGGGAGGAAGAUAUGGCAAGGUACUCCCAUCUUGCUGUUAGUAAAUGUGAAUGGCCCUUCUGUUUUGCAUACCUUUGAAGUACUAAGUUGUGUGAUGCUGGCACCAAGGACUACUAGGCUGAUAAUUCCAUGAAUUGGUUUUGCUUUGAAAUCUCAUUUUUCUUUUUCUUGGAGUAGAAUAUGUGGCUUGUUAGACAGGUCAGGAUACAGGAGCAAGAGCAAAGGAUGGUAAACAUGUCUUUACCAUCAGAUGAUGUCUUCAGGUUGAGAUAGCUGGGUCAUUGCUUUAGAAAUGGGUGAUGUCUGUGCCACACAUCUGUAGCAUGCUCUUUGGCUAACACUGAUUCAGGGUCCCCCAAAUUCUACCACCCCUCCUCCUCAGAGGUAGCCUUUUGCUGCCAUGAGAUCUGGUUUGCCUAAGGGGCACUUCUCUAGCUACUACAGCUCUCUUGUGCAAGCCUUGCCUAUCUCUCUUUGUGUAGAUUAGUUUAUUUUUAUGUCCUAUGAAAAGGAAUGCUGUGAUGUAUACAGCAGCAUUCGUCAGUAUGUUACAAUUGGGAGGAAAAACUCAGCAAGUCACAACUGCUCGUUUGCUAUAGAUCAGGGUUAGGGAAAGCGUGGCCAUCUGGUGUUUUUGGACUGCAGCUCUCUAUACCUGGGGAGAGUCCAUUAACAAGACAGGACAUAUUUUCAUCACCCUUGCUCUAGAUUAUGCUAUCCAGAGGCCACAGCAAUCAUUGUUUCUGGAAGAUUUCCUUUCUCUCCCCUUUUGUAUUCACCAGGAAAUAUUUAGAGGAAUUCAAAGGAUGACCACAGACUGCAGCGUGUAAAGGCAGUGCCCUCUGAGGAGAGGGUUGUGUAGCUGGAAGCAGUACUACAUUGACUUACUCUGCAAAUAUGUACAGAUGCGGACUGUAAAAUUAAUCUUUUUUUUAUAUGUUGACAGAAUAAUCUGCCUUUUGUUUUGUCAAUUUCAAGUGCUGUAAAUAACAGUUCAGUUUUAAAAAAUAAAAUGUAUAUCUCUUGCCUCUGAA
Messenger RNA from Sceloporus undulatus (fence lizard), 4747 nucleotides. It is a transcript of the gene BAP1, whose product is annotated as BRCA1 associated protein 1. The coding region runs from base 103 to 2289 and encodes 728 amino acids. The transcript is spliced from 17 exons. Gene Ontology annotation, molecular function: cysteine-type deubiquitinase activity. Gene Ontology annotation, cellular component: cytoplasm. Lineage: Eukaryota; Metazoa; Chordata; Lepidosauria; Squamata; Phrynosomatidae. Gene Ontology annotation, biological process: protein deubiquitination; ubiquitin-dependent protein catabolic process. The record is from RefSeq and is a predicted model, not a curated record.